AGAUAGUGUACAGAACUUUACGCAUACUACUUAAGGUCAUCGUUUUAUCGCCAUGAAAAAGUAAAGGUGAAUGGAACACCGGAAGUACAUUUGACAGGAUUCAGUAAUAUGAAACCCACACAAAAGAUCAUAUCCUUUAAAUAUAUCAAUAAAAAAGUUCUACUUAAUGUUCUGUGUACGUGCAAAAAUAUCGGUUAAUGUUUUGAUACACCUUACGGGAUUUAUACGAACUACAAAGUACAGUUACCACUGAAUGACGUGUUACGCAUAUUUCUUGAUUGUAAAUUGUAAAUAUAUUGAAAGUAGGUUAAUUAGGUAACAUAAUAAACGUGUAGCCAUGACGGAUGAACUGAAAUUAGAUCACCGAGCAAAAAAAAGGAUCAAAGAGGUUAAGAGGAAAGCUAGACCAGAACUUGGUGAUAAAGCAACUUGGAUCCAACAUGGCUACAGUAAAAAAUUUGAAUCUUUUUGGAAUUUUACGGAUAAUGUGGAUCGUAUUGAGGAAUCCAAAGUGGCUACAGAAGAAUUUAUAGAGAAAUAUGAGAAACCUUACAAGCCUGUGAUAAUACAAGGUGUUCAAAAUGGCUGGAAAGCCCAAUACAAGUGGACUAUAGAGAGAUUAGUAAAAAAAUACAGGAAUCAAAAAUUUAAAUGCGGCGAAGACAAUGAAGGAUAUAGCGUGAAAAUGAAGAUGAAGUACUAUGUACGCUAUAUGCUUAAUAAUGAAGACGAUUCGCCUUUGUAUAUCUUUGAUAGUUCCUUUGGUGAACAUCCUAGACGAAAAAAAUUAUUAGAAGAUUAUGUUAUUCCUAAAUAUUUCCGCGAUGAUCUUUUCCAAUAUGCCGGUGAACAUCGAAGGCCACCAUAUCGCUGGUUCGUUAUGGGGCCUGCAAGGUCUGGUACAGGCAUACACAUAGAUCCGUUAGGAACGAGUGCCUGGAAUGCACUAAUUUCUGGACACAAACGAUGGUGUCUAUUUCCUACACACACUCCUCGAGAACUUCUUAAAGUAUCUGCAGCCGAGGGCGGUAAACAAAGAGACGAAGCUAUUACAUGGUUUUCCAUUAUUUAUCCUCGUACAAAAUUGACCACCUGGCCACAAGAUUGUUUACCAAUAGAGAUUUUACAAAAUCCCGGUGAAACUGUUUUUGUUCCUGGUGGAUGGUGGCAUGUUGUUUUAAAUCUUGAUGAAACUAUAGCUGUUACUCAAAAUUUCUGUUCCCGUACAAAUUUCCCAGUAGUCUGGCAUAAAACGGUAAGAGGGAGACCAAAAUUAUCACGUAAAUGGUUAAAAGUACUCAGGGAUAAAGAGCCAGAAUUAGCAUCACUUGCUGAAACUAUAGAUGUAAAAGAAGACACAGGUGUUGCCAGUGAUUCUUCUAGUGGUUCUUCAAGUAGCUCCUCGAGCAGUAGUAGUAGUAGUCAAUCAGAAGAUAGUGCAGAUGACAGUGGUCAAGAAUCAUUGACAACACAUAAAAAGAAGAAGAGAAGAAAACUAAAUAACAGCCAACCCUGACAAUAUCAAGCAUUUGGGACCUACAUAGACCUCAGACUGUACAGUAUUAACCAACAAUUAUUGUUUGUACUAAGAGUAAAUAUUAUAAUUAU
Messenger RNA from Habropoda laboriosa, 1608 nucleotides. RefSeq names its product bifunctional arginine demethylase and lysyl-hydroxylase PSR (gene PSR). The record is from RefSeq and is a predicted model, not a curated record. NCBI's taxonomy places the organism in Eukaryota, Metazoa, Arthropoda, Insecta, Hymenoptera, Apidae. Gene Ontology annotation, cellular component: cytoplasm; nucleus. The coding region runs from base 338 to 1516 and encodes 392 amino acids. Gene Ontology annotation, biological process: phagocytosis. The transcript is spliced from 6 exons. Gene Ontology annotation, molecular function: P-TEFb complex binding; histone H4R3 demethylase activity.